Amoebophrya sp. A25 is the source of this 2134-nucleotide messenger RNA. The record is from the annotation of a GenBank genome assembly. NCBI's taxonomy places the organism in Eukaryota, Dinophyceae, Syndiniales, Amoebophryaceae.
CUGCAUGUGAACUGGUUUGUUUUAUGGCCACAACGUUGUACCUUCAAAGCGACUUGAUGCCUUGCAUUUCCCUUUGGAAUCGUGCUCGUAAUUUUUCGUAUCUUGUUACCUUAUCUCGAUAGAUUAGUUCACAUACACUCUAGGUGAUCAUGAAGAAACAAGAUCAUCUAGCGCGUCAAACUCAAGGACACCUGACACUCGAAAACAAGUACUUCUGAUGUCAAGUUGUAAACUGUAAACAAUAUGCACUAUGAUAGUACUUGAUGUUUUUCAUCAAGUAUUUACUUGGUGAUGUUCAUCAAGGAUUGACGUUCGUUAAGAGCUUGAUGGAUCAACACAUUACAUCUCAUGUAGAGCUAGAGAGAUUAAAUUUUCAAGGGCCACGUCGUAGACCUAGACAAUUCGCGCUCCUGCAAGAUCUUCUAAGAGAUGGAAAAGAAAACUAUCGUAACAAAGAUAGUCCAGAAUAUCGCGGCGAAAUCGGGGACACACCGCACUAUGAAGAACAGCUGAAGCCUCGACUUUGUAGUCAGCACUACCGCUGGGCUCAUGCAGCAUUACUCGUCGGUCUUAUGGCUCUUUAUCAACGGGUGCACACGAGGAUCAGUGAAAAACCUCAAUGUCACGGGACAACAUGUCCACCAUAGGACAAGGAACACCAUAGUAUCUGGUCGAAAGUUAUCGAAGUUAGCAGCUAGUUGGUGGAAUGCCAGCGUUCUCUUUUCCCGCCAAUGACAGAGGAAUGCUCUAAAAAUUGAAAGCACCAAGCAGCCUAUAGGUUCCAAAGCAGGCGCGCCAGCUUUAGUCCGCCUCUAUCCUUAAGGCCACUCCGGAACGCCAGUGACAUCAACAUUCUAAUUUUAGAAGUUUCAUCCUUAACACCAUCGUCCUAUAUGUCUUUCAUCGUUUCUUUUAUUCUUUCACGCACAAGUAUACCUAUACACAGCUUUAGAUUUAGUUAGAGUUGUACUUCAACAUUAUGAUCGCCAACCCCAUCGUCCUACGUGUCCUCCUGCUACUUUCCUCCCCUUCCAGCCAGAGAUAAUUGCAGAGGAAGGUGAGCAAGUCCUCCAGCGUUCCCAGAAUUUUUCUUGUCGCCCCCUGGCUCACUGGUCUCGCGCUGCAUUUCUUCUUCCAGCAUUUAAACAAUCAUAUACAUCUGGGGAGCAACUUUUUAGUUAUACGAGCAACUUUUUACUUAUAUAUAGUUAUACAACAACCUUAUCGCCCAGUUUUCAACUUCAACAAGUAAGCGUUAUGUCGACAGCAGUAAAAAUAGAAUUUGCUAACUCGUCCCUACAGCACACACCCACAACUUUCGUCCACGUACCUUCUUACACAGCUCGUUCGUUAAUGGUCAUUAAUUCAUCAGCAGGUGCAGGGGUAGACUAGAAUUUGACUGAUCACCGUCCAGUCCUUUCGUUAGUGUUAUGUCGACAAAGCAGAGGCACAGACUUGCUAGUGACCUGUCCGAAUCUGUAGUCGAAUCCUAUCCCCUUUCCUGUCCUCUCCUCUCCUCUCCUCUAAAAUGCAACAUCCCGGACAACUUGAUAAAAGACAGUGUUGCGAGUGAUGCGAGAGCUUCCCUCAUGGCUCCGAACACGUUUGCGGAGAGCUCAGGGCACUUCGUGUCCGUCCGUGAUCUGAUCCAUCGUAUUGUUACGGCUACCGCUCGAGCAUGUCCUCUACUUUAACAACAUGAAGAUUCUUGGUCCAGAAUAGACGGAUCCUAAUAAAAAAUGGCUAUUAGUAGUUUUAAUUUUAACCGAUAAUAAAUUGAUAAAGUUGCACCGUCCUUCACUGUUUGUUUUCUCCUCGAAAAAGGGAGCAACAAGGAUGCACUAUUUAAGGGGAGAUGUGUUAUUAGCGCGGUAGCUGCUCUAAUCGCGGGGAGGAAGCGCAAGCUAGAGGACGAGUAGGGGAUAGAAGGAACGCGCCAACGGCUGAGUGGGCAGCGUUUGGAGCCUCUGCGGAGUCUCUUGUGUUAAGGGUAGUUUCCGAAUUGCAUUCCGCACUAGCAUCCCUCGCUCUUUUCUCAAUACAAAAGGAGCCAGGGACGUCCUGAGGAAUGUAGUAAUUCCGUAGCCUCUAAUUGUCGCAGAUGAGAUGUACAUCUCCGUUCGAAAUGCUCAAC